Molecule: messenger RNA, 957 nt
Organism: Gallus gallus (chicken)
Lineage: Eukaryota; Metazoa; Chordata; Aves; Galliformes; Phasianidae
Gene: HSCB
Product: HscB mitochondrial iron-sulfur cluster cochaperone
Exons: 7
Coding region: 33-776 (247 amino acids)
Biological process (GO): [2Fe-2S] cluster assembly; protein complex oligomerization
Cellular component (GO): mitochondrion
Molecular function (GO): ATPase activator activity; protein-folding chaperone binding
Source: RefSeq, a predicted model, not a curated record
GGGACCCGUAGCGCGGAGGAUGCGGCGCGGGGAUGCGGGCGGCGCUGCGGAGGCAGUUCGGCCGGGCGCGGUGGGCGCUCCGCGUCUCCGAGGCGGCCCCGCGGCCGCGCUGCGUCGGGCCCGGCUCCGUCCCGUCCCCGCGGUGCUGGAGCUGCGGCGGCGCCCUCUCCGGCGCCGAUGCGGCCCCGCACUUCUGCCCCCGCUGCCGGGCCCUGCAGCCGCCGGCGCCUCGGCCCGACCUCUUCCGUCUCAUGGAGUGUGAGCGCUCCUUCCGCGUCGACGCGCAGCGGCUGCAGCGGCGGUUCCGGAGCCUUCAGCGCGCGCUGCACCCCGACCGCUUCGGCCGCAGACCGCCGAAGGAACAGCACUACUCGGAGCAGCACUCCUCCCUCAUUAACAAGGCCUACCAGACGCUGCUGCACCCCCUGAGCCGCGGCCUCUAUCUGCUGGAGCUGAACGGGGUGGAGCCGGCGCAGGAGACGGACUGCGAUGCGGAUUCAGAGUUUCUCACGGAAAUCAUGGAAAUCAAUGAGAAAUUAGCAGAGCCCGAGAACGACGAGAUCCUUGCCGAGAUAGAAACUUUAAUCAAAGGCAAAGGAUUACAUUCCAGCUCCUGCAGGUUGCAUCAGGGAGACACGCAAACAGUGUACAAUUCCAGCUUCUUCCUUCUGUCUACUAAAAUAUGUGGAGUGCACGUGAUGUUGAGGAAGAAUCCUGGGUGCAGCGUUGGGGAUCAAAGCAAGUUAAACUGCUGGGAAAUAGACAAGAAGAACUGACCAAAGAGGUGACAGCAGCUUUUGAAAGAGAUGACCUUCAGGAAGCUAAGAAGCUUCUAGCCAAAAUGAAGUACUUUGCAAACUUAGAGGACAAAUUAAAGAACAAGAAGAUCCCUUCCUGAUAGUGCCUCCUUUAAGAAUUUAUGUUACUUUUAAUUAAACUGCUGAUUUAGUAACCAAA